Molecule: messenger RNA, 1971 nt
Organism: Trichoderma breve
Lineage: Eukaryota; Fungi; Ascomycota; Sordariomycetes; Hypocreales; Hypocreaceae
Product: FAD binding domain-containing protein
Exons: 9
Coding region: 1-1971 (656 amino acids)
Molecular function (GO): FAD binding
Source: RefSeq, a predicted model, not a curated record
AUGGAAGCUGCUGCAACAUCAAAGGUCGAUGUGCUCAUUAUUGGAGCCGGCCCCGCAGGCCUCAUGCUCUCCCUUUGGAUGGCCAAGUUGGGUGUCAAGACGAGAGUCGUGGACAAGCGAACUGGCAAAAUCGUGUCCGGUCAAGCAGACGGAUUUCAGUGUCGUACCCUAGAGAUUUUCGACAGCUUCGGUAUCGGACACAAAGUAUGGCACGAGGCAAACCAUAUGCAUGAGGUCAGUUUCUGGAAUCCAGACGAGGAUGGCAAGAUUCGUCGCCACCACCGUGGUCCCAAUACUCAACCGAAUCUUUCGCGGUUCACCGAGGCCGUGUUGCACCAAGGUCGUGUCGAGAGCAUUCUGAUCGAUACAAUCCGGGCCUCUGCCUCUCCUAAACACCCAUUGGUCGAGAUUGAGCGGAGCGUUAUGCCAACCUCGCUGCAUAUUGACGAGAGCUGUGUUGAUGACGAAGAUGCCUAUCCCGUAGAAGUGACGCUGCGCCAUCUGACUGAGGAAGAAGCCACCCCGACGCAAAGAGAGGAGAAAGUUCGAGCCAAGUAUGUGGUUGGAUGUGACGGAGCACAUUCAUGGGUGAGAAAGACGCUUGGUGAAGAGUACCAGAUGAAGGGUGAAUCAACUGAUGCUAUUUGGGGAGUACUGGACAUUAUUCCUAUCACAGACUUCCCGGACAUUAGAAGCAGAUGCAUGAUACACAGUGCUGAGUUCGGCGCCAUGAUGAUCAUUCCGAGAGAAAACAAGCUUGUCCGAGUUUACACCCAACUUAAACAAGUAUCCACAGGCACAGGACGCGUUGACAGAUCACAAAUUACCCCAGAUGUCAUCUUGGAGACAGCAAGAAAGAUUCUGAGCCCUUACACUCUCGACUACCACUACAUUGAUUGGUGGACAGCAUAUCAAAUUGGGCAACGAGUCGGCGAUCGUUUUAGCAAACACAAUCGUGUCUUCCUUACAGGAGAUGCGGUGCAUACACACUCACCCAAGGCCGGCCAAGGCAUGAACGUUUCCAUGGGAGAUACGUACAACCUUGGCUGGAAACUCGGCCUCGUAUGUAAGAAGUUGCUGCAGCCGCACGUCCUUGAUACGUACGAGUUGGAACGGAGGCAGAUUGCUCGGCAGCUCAUUGCCUUUGAUCACAAGUUCUCCAGGCUCUUCUCAGGGAGGCCGGCCAAGGACGCCUCUGACGAGGCGGGAUCUUCCAUGAGUGAAUUUCAACAGGCAUUCCGAGAAGCACAAUUGUUCAUCACAGGUGUCGGCAUCCGCUAUCAGCCCAGCGUCCUUACAUCAGAGAGUGAUUUGAAAGGAGGCUUGCAAGGCACUGAGACACCGUCUCAAAGCCAGGUCACAAGCUCAGCCGAAUCUGCCGCGCAUUGCCAGCCGGGCAGACGCUUUGCGUCGCAAAUAGUGCUGUCACAGGCAGACGCCCGGCCAUGGGAGCUGCAGCUGCAUAUGCCAUCCAAUGGCCGCUUCCGCGUCGUCGUAUUCGGUGGUGACAUCUCGCAAGCCACGCAGCUGGCCACAGUCAACAAGCUUGGCAGCUGGCUCCAGGCCAAUGUGCUGUCGCCGGCCAAAUCGCCUCGCAUCAGCCUGGCUCCUGGGCCAGACCCGCGUGGAGGAUCAGGAUCAUCGCAGUGGAUGACGGAUGAGGACCCGUCCAUUGUCGACGUGCUGCUGGUGCACUCGGCGCCACGAGACAAGAUUGAGCUGCUGCAGGAUCUGCACGAGGUCUUCCAUCCUUUCGAUAAGAAGCUGGGUUGGGACUAUGGCAAGGUGUUUGCCGACGACCAUGGUAAGGUACACGAGUAUUACGGCGUUGAUCCAGACAGGGGGGCCGUUGUAGCGGUGCGUCCCGACGGUUACAUUGGUCUGGUGACGGGACUGCAGGCGGAAGAUGGCUGGACGCGGCUGCAGGCCUGGUUUGGCGGGUUGCUGAGGCCAAGUCCAAGCUCAAGCUAA